Arachis stenosperma is the source of this 920-nucleotide messenger RNA. RefSeq names its product putative F-box/LRR-repeat protein 23. Lineage: Eukaryota; Viridiplantae; Streptophyta; Magnoliopsida; Fabales; Fabaceae. The coding region runs from base 18 to 914 and encodes 298 amino acids. The transcript is spliced from 2 exons. Gene Ontology annotation, molecular function: protein binding. The record is from RefSeq and is a predicted model, not a curated record.
CUACCGAGUACCGAGUAAUGAACAAAAAAAGAAAAACCCGAGAAACUUCUACGGUUCUUCAAUGGAGGCGCAAAGGCCAACCGAACUGGCUGGAGCUGCCGCGAGACGUGUUGUCCGCGAUAUUUGUGAAGGUAGGUGCGAUCGAGGUGCUGAGGAACGUUCGGAGAGUCUGUUCGGAGUGGCGCAAUCUCUCCGAGGACCCUAUCAUCUGGCACACCAUCGACAUGCAUCACAGAGACGGUAUCGCCUACUGCUCCGAUAACAUCCUCGACGCCAUGUGCCGCCGUGCAAUCGACCUCAGUUCCGGCCAAUUAACCGACAUCACCGUCGACAAUUUCGCCACUGACUCUCUUCUCAAGUACAUCACCGAUUCCACAAGUAAUCUACGACGUCUACGCCUUAUACUAUGCUAUGAUAUAACAGAUAUGGGAUUGGCUUUAGUUGCACAAAAGCUACCUCAGUUGGAAGAACUUGACAUAUCAAUCAGCCAUUUAUCCGAGUAUCCUCUAGAAACUAUUGGCCAGAACUGCCCCCAGUUAAGAACAUUGAAAUUUAAUAUAGAAUGCCACAGAACUCCGCACAUCGAGUCCAAUAAGGUUGCAUUUGCCAUUGCGGAAACAAUGCCUGCAUUACACCAUCUACAGCUUGUUGGAAACAAGUUGACCAAUGAUGGCUUACUUGCCAUUCUUGAUGGGUGUCCCAAUCUUGAAUCUCUCGACUUACGACAGUGUUUCAAUUUGAAGUUAGAAGGAAAAUUGGAGAGGAGAUGUGCUGAACAGAUCAAAGAUUUUCGGCGUCCAUGUGAUCCCAUUGAUGAUUAUCCAUUUGGAGGUGAAGAUGUUAAAUUAGAGUUUGCAACGAAGGAGUUUGUGAAUGCUUUAAAAUUUUUCACAUAUGAUAUGAUUCAAUUUUGAUCGUAA